Messenger RNA from Carica papaya (papaya), 1911 nucleotides. RefSeq names its product putative apyrase 6. Gene Ontology annotation, biological process: nucleoside diphosphate catabolic process. Gene Ontology annotation, cellular component: membrane. Lineage: Eukaryota; Viridiplantae; Streptophyta; Magnoliopsida; Brassicales; Caricaceae. Gene Ontology annotation, molecular function: nucleoside diphosphate phosphatase activity. The record is from RefSeq and is a predicted model, not a curated record.
AUCCUCUCAAAUCCUCAAACUCUGGUUUGCAGCCAUGGAUCACAAGCUGAUAUCCAGAAACUUCAAUGAAAUCCAAACUGAUUGCCAUUUGAAACUAAAAUCAUCAGCAAUGGCGUACACGGCCCUGCUAUCCAGGGCUUCCACUGCCUACUUCCCUCUUCACCGUUCCCAGCUUCACCCUCGCAUGCAGUCAUUAUCUCCUCCUGCACCACAAAACCCUCGCCUUAAUAGACUCUUCAUCCUGUUAGCUUCUCUCUUCACCAUCCCCUUCCUUUUUUAUCUCUUCACCACCGCUCGCAGGCUCCACCAUUCCUCCAAAUUCGCCGAUCCCGCUUCUCAAUUUUUCGGUGUCCACAUCCAUUCGAGCUCCGCUGGUUCUCGGGUCCGCGUCUUCGAGUUCCUAGGUGAAGGCAGCUUGCCUUUUGUGGAUUCCCUGAUGGUCCGCCCGGGGCUCGCGGAUGAGUCGGGGACCGCAGGUCGGUCGUUGGAUGAGCUGAUUAAGUUUGCUAAGAGCAGAGUUCCUAGGAGGGAGUGGUGGAAGACGAAGGUACAGUUGAUGGCUAGUGGCGAGGGGAUCACAGAACGCAUAUUUGAGAAUUACAGACGGGCUCUCAGGACGUCCGGCUUUGCAUUCAGAGACGAGUGGGUGCGGUUGGUUAAAGUUGAAGAAGAAAUUAUCUAUGGAUGGAUUGCUGUUAACUAUGCUUUUGGAACCUUGGGAAGACAACCUCAGGAAACCACUGGAGUAGUCAAACUUGGUGGGACUUCUUUGCAGGUUAUUUUUGCUCUUAGAACACCAUCAGAAGAGCAAUAUCUACGGAGUAUCAAAUUAGCCGGAGUUACUUACUAUCUUAACACUCGAAGUCUGAAGCAACUUGGUCAGAAUGCAGCUUGGAAAUCACUGCAUGAACCAUACAAUUCUAAAGACUUGACCACCGUUUUAAAAUCUGGGGGAGAAGAUUUCAACAAUCCUUGCCUUCCUAAUGGCUAUAAAUUGACAUCAAAUGUAACUGAUGUAAAACUUCCGACAUCCAAUUCAGCUGGAAACUUUUCUAUAUGCAGAUCCAAGGCUCUGGAUUUGUUUAAGAGAAAGCAAGGUAAUAAAUGCUUGCAUCCACCUUGUAAAAUUGAUUCAUCCUUCUUUCUGACGUCAAAUGACAUUCCGGUUCCACCAGAAAACUUCUUCUAUAUUUCCGAGUAUUUUGGGCUGGUUCCUAGUGCUUCGUUGUUUGAAUUGGUGGCAGCUGGGAAACAUUAUUGUGAAGAUAAUUGGGAUGACCUAAAAAAUCUGCACCGUGGUGUUGAUGAUCUGGAUCUGGUCAGAUAUUGUUUCUCCUCAGCAUAUAUGGUGGCACUACUGCAUGAUGGGCUUGGACUCCCCAUGCAUGAGAAAAGAAUUGGAUUUUCAAAUCACACUGGAGCUACUGCCCUUGAUUGGACUCUCGGAGCUUUCAUCUUCCAGUCAGUCUUGAAACCCCCAGAAAUUGAACCCGAAAACGAAGUCAAAAUUGUGGGAAGUGAUUCAGUCACUUACUUCUCUUUAUUUGCAAUUAUUUUAAUAGCUUUGCUUGCCAUGUUUUUUGUACUGCAACUACGAAAACCACAGCUAAAAAUCAUAUAUGACCUCGAGAAGGGGCACUAUACUCGGGUCCCUCGGUAAUUUUAUUCCCCUUUCACUUUUUUAACUUGAGAUAAUAUGGGUUUUGCAUUGUAUUUUCAUGAAAUUCACUAGCAUAGAAGAUGAAAGCUGUAGUUUAGAACCCUAAGGCACCAUCUCUAGCCAAUUGAGCUGGGGUUUGCUGCAUGGAUGCCAUACAUUUUAUUUCCAGCCUUGCAAUUAUUUAAUUGAUUACCAUUGACAUUUGACAUCUCUUGGAUUUUUAGUAGCCACCAGAUAAGUAUAAUACAAGU